Molecule: messenger RNA, 1318 nt
Organism: Eptesicus fuscus (big brown bat)
Lineage: Eukaryota; Metazoa; Chordata; Mammalia; Chiroptera; Vespertilionidae
Gene: BFSP2
Product: beaded filament structural protein 2
Exons: 7
Coding region: 1-1242 (413 amino acids)
Biological process (GO): intermediate filament organization
Cellular component (GO): intermediate filament
Molecular function (GO): structural molecule activity
Source: RefSeq, a predicted model, not a curated record
AUGAGCUCAAAGCGAGUGGUGGUGGAUGCGCCCACCCGUGCCAGCGUGCCCGUCCAGAGGCACGGGGCGUCCUUCAGGGGGACACGGUCAUCGUCCUCCUCCCUGGACAGCCCCCCGGCCUCCAGGACCAGUGCCAUGGGUGGCCUCAUCCGAGCACCCAGGGUCUACGUAGGGAUGGCCUCCCAUGGGUACACAGGUGGCCUGGGUGCCCGCGUGACCCGCCGAGCCCUGGGCAUCAGCAGUGUCUUUCUGCAGGGGCUGCGGAGCUCAGGCCUGGCCACAGCGCCGGCUCCCGGCCUGGGGAGGGACCCCGAUGCCGCUGAAGACCUGGGGGGCUGCCUGGUGGGAUACAUGGCCCAGGUGCAUGCCCUCGAGCAGGUCAGCCAGGAGCUGGAGGCCCAGCUGCGGAGGCACCUGGAGAGCAAGGCCGGGCGUGCGGAGCACUGGGGCGCCCUCAGGGCCUCCUGGGCCAGCAGCUGCCAGCAGGUGGGCGAGGCUGCCUUGGAAAAUGCCCGGCUCAUGCUGCAGACAGAGAACAUCCAGGCGGGUGCGGAUGCCUUCAAAGACAGAUAUGAAAAUGAGCAGCCAUUUCGAAAGGCAGCGGAAGAGGAAAUUAACUCUCUCUAUAAAGUCAUCGACGAAGCUAAUUUGACAACAAUGGACCUGGAAAGUCAAAUAGAAAGCCUGAAAGAAGAGCUUGGCUUUCUGUCAAGGAGCUAUGAAGAGGAUGUGAAAGCGCUGUAUAAGCAGCUGGCAGUGUCUGAGCUGGAACAAGUGGACGUCCCCCUGGGCGCUGGGCUGGACGACGUCCUUGAGACGAUCAGAAUUCACUGGGAGAGAGAUGUCGAAAAGAACCGGAUGGAAGCAGGAGCCUUGCUCCAAGCCAAGCAGCAGGCGGAGGCCGGCGGGGCGCAGGGCCCGGAGGAGCGGCUGGCCGCUGCCCGCAGGGCGGAGCUGCGCAGCACCGCGUGCCAAGUGCAGAGCCUCCAGGCGGAGACGGAGUCCUUGCGGGCGCUGAAGCGAGGCCUGGAGAACACUUUGCAGGACGCCAAGCACUGGCAUGACCUGGAGCUGCAGAACCUGGGAGCUGUGGUCCGCAGGCUGGAGGCGGAGCUCCAGGAGAUGCGUGAGGAGGCGGAGCAGCAGCGGCAGACCCGCGAGCAUCUGCUGGCGCACAGGUGCCAGCUGCAGAGGGACGUGGCGUCCUACCACGUCCUGCUGGACAGGGAGGAGAGCCGCUAGUGGAGAAACUUCUUUUCAUGAAGAAAAUGCUGCCUUCUCACCAAGUGGUCGAUGAAGUGCCUUGAGGAGUCUUCCC